Morus notabilis is the source of this 1336-nucleotide messenger RNA. RefSeq lists its product as uncharacterized. Gene Ontology annotation, molecular function: heme binding. Lineage: Eukaryota; Viridiplantae; Streptophyta; Magnoliopsida; Rosales; Moraceae. Bases 87 to 1178 code for a protein of 363 amino acids. The record is from RefSeq and is a predicted model, not a curated record. The transcript has 8 exons.
UCUCUUACAGACAUAAUAUAAGCAUAAAAAACGUUAAAAAAAAAAAAAAAAAAAGGCUCAUCAAAACUUCCUUUUCUUGUACAACAAUGCUUCGAAAUCUUCUGUUAUUACUUCUUCUUUCAGUACUCGGCCUCGCAUCAAUCGGCCGGGUCAACUCGCACGAGGAAUCGGGCGAGUGGCACUGCGACUCGGACUCGGAGACCCAGCUCGUGGCCGAGUUCAGGCCCGGAAUCGUCACGCUCGACGGUCACGCGGAAGAUUGGAAGGACAUUGAUGGGUUCGAGUUUUCUCUCCUCCCUGCUCUCGAUCCAGAUGCGGAACACGAGUACAACGCCGGAAAAAUGACCGUUAAGGCUUUGCAUGAUGGCCAUGAUGUGUUCUUCAUGCUCCAAGUUAAUGGGGACUACGUGUAUUCCAAAGGUGAGAACAACAAAUGCCCAUCUGUUGCUUUGAUGUUCCAAAUUGGUGAGGAAGCGUCCUAUCACAAUAUGGGCGGCUGUAAGGAAGGAGUUAGUUCUUGCACUAACAAGACUUGUAAGGGCCAUGAAGUUGACAUCAUGCACUUCUCAAUUGGAAAUGCUAUUCCUGGAAGGCUUUAUGGUCGCAAUCCGGUAGACAACGCGGAGGGAAGCGGGGGUGACAGAUUUGGUCAUCUGGUUGAUCUUUAUGCUUGGAAUCCACAUUGCAGAUACCUAGAUGGAAAUGGUCCUUCAGGAAAUGAUUCUCGUUCCCAGAACGAUUGGAAAGGUGCAUGGUGGCAUAGCGGCUUCAAUCUUAACUCAGGUUUUGUGGAGGAUGACAGUCCAUAUGCAAAAGAUGGUAAAAAAGGCACAUACUACUUUGAAUUCUCGAGGCCUUUGAGAACACUAGAUCGUCUUCAACAGGAUGCUCAAUUCAAGAUCAGUGGAACGAGUAAGAUGUCAGUUGCGUUUUGGUAUCCACUGGAGGGACUACCAUGGCAUGGCUCAGGACACUAUUCUGUUGGCUGCGAUUGGAUAUCCUUGGAUAUCCCUUCUGGAAGCUCUAUUGUAACAACUAGAACAACUGGCUCAGUGAAUGCUUCUGGUGUUUUUGCUCUUCUAUUGUCAGUAGUCUCUUUAUGCGCAUCUGUAUUUGUGGGAUACUGGGUGCUUUUCAGACCAAAAACAGUCCCCUUCACACCAAUGGAAAAUCUGUAGGAUAGCACUAUGGGGGUGGUUUUGGAAUUGUACAAUUCAUGUAGUUCUUAAUUUUAAUACUUGGGUCUGUUUCAUUCUAUUUGUUUUCUGUUACAUUUCUCAUUUUCAGUUUGUCUAUAAUAACCUCUCGAUUAGAUGUAAUAAUACCUUUUUUCUUC